CCCUGAGCUUGUAAUUUCUUUCAGCUCCUUUUUUCCUUGCUUUUUGGUAUUUUGAUGAAAUACAUUUAAAAUUUCAAACAAGCCAAUGAUACUGAUAAUAAUGAUGAUUACAAUGUCAAUGAUCAAGAACAAAUAUGUCAAUUAUACAAGUAAGGAGCAGGACUGUCAAGACUGCCGUUCCGCAAAUGGGGCGCCCACAAUAAGGCAAGUCAGAGGUAAGCAGUUAUAACCAGUUGAUGGUCAUAUAUUGAGCCAUAAAUCUUCUUAAUCCGAAGGCUUUGGAUCUUUUGACAGUUGUUAUAAAUACAAUCUCGCCAGCGCUGAUAUUAUAAAGAAUUACCUCUGACCACUCAAAGGGCAGGAAUUGCAAAAAUAUUUCGUGAGGUAAGGUAUACUACAGUUGCUGAUAAGCGCUCAUGAAAGGAUUAGUUUGAUUAUGAGGAUCAACUAAUGAAAUUCAAUCAUGUACGUUUUUAAAGACGGCUUGACUUUUCUAGGCAUUUCCUCAAAUUAAAACUAACGCAGUGAGUAGAGUCAAUACAAAGAAACUUCACAAGGAUUCAUGAUUUAUAUGCUGAAGCGAUAUUUCGAAGCAAACUGGCAUUUUCGUUCGAAUUUUUGCAACGACUGCGCCACAUAUCUACGUGGUUUUUACAUCCUUGGGAAUGUUGACAAAAUCCAUGGACAUCACUGUCUCUUAAGGUCUCUUAAGGGCAGUCAGAUUUAUGUUGCUCAUGUAUAAAAGUUGCCAUAUUUCUAUGACGUCUCCUUAGACAUGACUGUGCUAAUUACUGUUAAACUUUGCUUUUUUUUUUCCCUUGGAAGUGUACUAGGAAGCUAUGACUUGACCCGUUUUGUGGGAGUUGCACCCAACCCCAUGCAAUGGCUUAUAACUGUUAAACAUGAUCGCAAAUUAGAUUGUUAACUUGCAUAAGAACACAACACAAUGACCUGGCUGGGUGUUGAGAAGCCUGGACUAUCACCUGGUCUCCUGUGCCCUGUUUCAACCACAUUGUUAGUACCAAUCUUUUAGCUGGUAGCAAUAUUCAUGCAGGCUGGUGAUGGUUUAGGUGGUUAUUCAGUCUUUGCUUCAUAGGUAUGAAGCUGUAAUCCUGAGUUGCGAUACCACACAACCCAUUUCCUAGAAGAUGUCAGUCAAAAUGGAGGAUUGGCCUAAAGAGAAGCAGGUCUUGCUAAGGAGUAUUAAAGAAAAGGAGGAAAGGUUAAAAGACUUUGAGAAGGUUAGAGGCAAAAAAAAACAGCAAGUGACAGCAAAACACACAAUAAGCUAAUGUGCAAGAGGACAUUUGGUAAUUCGUGAAGGGAAAAAAUAUAAGCAUCAAUGUAAAUUAAACCAAAACCAUAGAAAUCACAGCAACAAAUUUGAGUGGAAGAAAUUUCAAUAGGAGCCAACAUGAGCAUAAAGAAAAAAAAGCAAACUGUGUGAAGGGCAGAAAAACAUGAGUAACCAAGUUGUGAUUGUUUUUAGUUUUGGAUCCAAUUUGAUGUUUGUGGUGUGCAAGUUCCCUGGACCAAUCAAAGACUGUUGUAAAGCAAAAACAAAGAACGUAUAAUUUCCCUAAAUUGCGUAUUGGCUAUUAACUGGUCAUUGAGGUGAAUAUAAAAUCUUGUUAUUUUUGCAGAGGUUCCUUCCCACCAUGAUAGAAGAUGAACGACUAAUUUUGAGGGUAAAAAAAAUGCAUAUACAGUUAGUUGUUAGAUCUUUUUAUGUCAUUUGUAUUAUUUGUAAAGAUUGUGGGUUUCAUUGAGAUGGUUUGAUUGAUUUUCUCAGUCAUGUCUUCUCCCUGUUGCAGUUUGCUUUAAAAUAGAUUAGUUGUUUUAACUCUUCAGUACAAACAUUUACAUGACCUUAUAUUUGUAACUUUUUAAAGGAAAAGGAACUUGAAAAAGAAGUUGAUGGUGUGAAAUCCAAGGUAAAAAGAUGUACCUAAUUUUAAUCAAUUAGCUUGAGUUAGUAUUGAGUGGUACUGGUACUGUAAGUUAUGCUUGUAUGAAUGGUCAUUUUUCUGUGUCCCCUUUCCCCCCCCCCCCCUCCUUGAUACACUUGUGGUCUCCAUGCUCAAGUAAUUUAUCAUUUAAUUGUUAAAAUUCCAUAUUAAUUUUUUUCUCUGUUGCAAGAGAUGGUUAAUUGUAUUUUUUCUUCUGUUUGUUUGGUGCCAUUAGAUUGCCACUUGCAAGCAAGAAAUAGAAGUUUUGAAGUUGCGGAAACAACUGAAGGUUAGUUACUCUGACUAUAUAUAGAGGGCAUUUUGAUUGAGUAUUAUAAAAUGGACAUAGAUGAUCAGAAUAAGCUAAUGAACACUUGGAGUAAAAACAAGAAAAAUUCUUGAGCUAUCAGAAAAUAUGACUGUUAGAGGACUUUCUCUGUCAGUGACAACUGAUCCCCCUCCCCCCCCCCCCCCCAGAAGCAUGUGAUUCCAAAAAUCUUCCAACCCCUCCAACCCCCUCCACCCCUCCACCCCCUCCACCUCCUUCACCCCUUCCCCCCUUUAGGUGGUAAUGAAUAAGGAUGAACUUCCCCAAGGCAAAUUGAAGAACUGGAAUUUGCUCCAUUUACGAAACAAAGAUAAUGAUAUGUCUGAUUUGUUAAGCAAAGGGUCUUUUUGAGGACGAGUAGUUUCAGAGUCAAUCCAGAGUCUAGCAUUCCUGAAGCUUUUUUUCACAACAACAGAAAAAAAGUUUCCAACAAGGAGUUUGAACUUUUUAUCACUUAAUUCAAUGGAAAAGUUUUAUAACAUUCCUUUAAAUUUAAAGCACCUGAAAAUUCCUGUGGCAAGCCUUAACCACUUCUGUCAGUAAUUAAAAGUUUUCAGGACUUGGUAUGAACUUCUUUCCUCUGAUUUGACUUGUCUAUUUUGUCUUUCUUUUUACUUGGCAGGAACUUGAAGAAGAAAAUGAAAGUCUAAGCUCAAUACCGUAAUUAAGAGAAUAAAAUUAGCUACUCAGUUUAACUUUCAAUUUUGUGGUAACGAGUAAAUAAACAAUAGCCUCCAUUUGGCACAAAAAUAUGCACGGAUAUUUGUCCGCACACAUUAUCUGUCCCGAAAUGUGAACAGUUUACCGAUAGCAAAGCUCGAGGAAAAUGGUGAACUACGAGGAACAGAUUGUUUGUUGUUUGUUUCUUGUUGUGAAGAGCAUAAUUUUGCGUCAAAUGGAGCAACGCCCAAGAAAAAUAUUUACGAACAGCUAAUUGUUUCCUGCGUGGGAUAGUUACUUUUCAUUGUCCUCUGGUACAACUUUAUAAAAAAAAUAAACAUGUUCAUUCCUCUCUAACAAGAAAAACCCCCUCUCAUCUUGAAUUAAAUUUUGAACCAAUAGUUUUAUCGUUGUGGAUGUGAGGUUUGAAAUUUGGAGAACAUCACUCGGGGUAUAUUUGGUAAAUAAACCCGAGAAAUUGCCCAAAAAAUGAAUCUUUGGCCAAGAAGCAAGGCUUUGAGGGUAAAUUUGAAAUUUUGAGGACAAUCUCUCAGCCAAGGGCAUUAUCAGGCGACAUGCCAGCAAGCUAGGAGGGGGAUAUUUAUUUUAUUUAUUAUUUGUAACCCUCUCAUUAAUUUUUGUAUCGUGCGUAUAAAAUAAAGUUUCGUUAUCUUUUUUGUACUUUCUAGAGCAGCAUUUGAGAUCAGCCUUUAAUUCCCAACACCUGUGGACUCUACAAAAUAAGUUCGUUUUUCUCCCUUUUCAAGUAAUUAAGUCGAGAAAGUGAAACUGUUGGGCUUUUUACGUUGGCUUUCUCGCUUUUCGACGGAAAUAAUCGGACAAAUGUUAACAUGGGGUUAUUGGCUGAUAAUUGUCCGUUGAUUUUGUACCACGUCAAAUAAAGUAGGUAACAGAGCUGCGCGAAAAUGAAUGGACGGGUUUGAUAUUGCACAUGUCGAUAGAAAAGAACAUUAUAACCUUCUCUUACGAAAACAAGAAAUGACAUUCGUAAUGUAGAAUGUACAAAUUCCCUUCGAGCAUUGCAGCUCUGUGAUCUGCACAGGGCGUGAGAUACAUACAUUUUAACUAAUGUGGCAGACAAUAGUUAACCAGAAACGGUAAAGGUUUGUUUAAAAUUCACUAGAAAAUAUUCA
Messenger RNA from Pocillopora meandrina, 4091 nucleotides. The record is from the annotation of a GenBank genome assembly. Lineage: Eukaryota; Metazoa; Cnidaria; Anthozoa; Scleractinia; Pocilloporidae.